Molecule: messenger RNA, 12201 nt
Organism: Nomascus leucogenys (northern white-cheeked gibbon)
Lineage: Eukaryota; Metazoa; Chordata; Mammalia; Primates; Hylobatidae
Gene: ZDHHC21
Product: zinc finger DHHC-type containing 21
Exons: 11
Coding region: 3523-4320 (265 amino acids)
Biological process (GO): protein targeting to membrane; peptidyl-L-cysteine S-palmitoylation
Cellular component (GO): Golgi apparatus; endoplasmic reticulum
Molecular function (GO): protein-cysteine S-palmitoyltransferase activity
Source: RefSeq, a predicted model, not a curated record
GAUACAUGCAAUCUUUUAAGCUAAGGCCCCCAUCCUGUCUCUCGGGAGAGGUGAGCAGUGAGGAUAUGGGGGCAAUGAGAAGGACGGCUCAAGUAGGGCUGGGGAGGGGCAGAGGCGCCCAGGCACGCCAGGUGCAAGCGCUCAGCAGAGUGUGGUCCGACUGGGUCCGCGGCUCUGGGGCCGCGGCGCGAUUGCAGGAGUUUCGGCCCUCAGCGGCUCCCAUCGCGGCUCCCGGGAGCUAAGCGAGACGGCAACGGCGGCAGUCGUCCCUCCCCACGCGGGCGCGCGGGCAUGCGGACACCCACUCGGCCGGUCCAGGCCCUCAGGCUCCCGGAAGCGGAAGGGGAGAGCGGCCCGGCCUGGGCGGCGGCGCCGGAGGAGGCGGAGGUGGAGCGGCAGGAGGAGGGGAAAGAGCUGCUGGCGGUCGCGAGAGCGGCGGCGGCGAGAGGCGAGCCAGCGGCGACGAAUGAAGAACUUUUUCACUUACUGCAGAAUUUUCAGCUUCAGCAAGCAGGUUCUCAUGGAGAACUGUUAUUGAAGAGAGAUCCAUUUUGUGGGAUAUAAUUAAAAAAAAUGAAUCAAAAGAAAAUCUCUAAAUGCAGGUGCCAGAAAAAUUACAGUACAUCUCAGUGAAUUUGCAGGUGGUAAGUUUGUUUUUGAUUUUACAUGGUAAUGUAUUUUGGAAUUAUGUGCUAUAGUAUCCCUGGAGUCUUAUGCUUAGAUGCACUUGUCAGUUAGCAAAUGUAGUUACUUUAUGUUUAUUUAAAAGUUUUUAUACUAAAUUUUAACCAAACCUGUUUUCUUAAAUAAGACUUUUUCUAUAGAGAAAAAUAAUCUGUAAAUAAUAUGAGUUUCAGAAACAUCUUUCUGAAUCGUAAGUCUUACAUGGCUUUACAGCGAAUCCUCCUGUACUUCGUUUUUAAAAAUACUAAUUUUAAAAGCACUUACUAUAAGGAUAAUAUAUAGUGACAAAGAGGCCUAAAUUAAACAGUUAGUUUGUAAGUUUAGUGUCUCUUAGGUUAUCUUUAUUUUUAAGUUAAUUGAAAAGAAUUUAGAAGUACAUGGUUGUUGAUAAACUUAGAAGAACACAUAAAUAUUUGAAAGCCUUCCUUUUCACUACUCCUUCCUCUCUCAGCCCAUUGAGAACAGUUUGGCUGGUCUGUUUUCUUGCAGUCUUUUCUUCCUGCACUUGUGCAGAAAUUACUUAUGCACAUACCUGCAUAUUUUUUCUAACAAAAAUGUUAUAUAAACUGUUCUAUAAAUUGCUUCCCCAACACUUAAUUUUGAAAAAUUUCAAACAGAAGCAUUGGAAGAAUUUUGUUUAACAUCUGAAUACCUAUCACUUAGAUUCUUAACUAACAUUUUAACACAUUUCAGCACAUACUCAUCUGUCUUUCUGUCCACUAUGUUAUUAAUUUGGGGGAUUCAUUUCAAAGUAAAUUGCAGACGUCAGUAUGCUUCCUCUCUACAUAAUUCAGUAUACAUAUUGCUAACUAGAGCUCAGUAUUGGUUUACAGUUUCUUAAAGGUAAAUUUACGUACCAUGACAUGCAACAAUCUUAAGUGUACAUUUGCUGAGGUUUAAUAAUUUCAUGUUUGUAACUCAUACUCCGUUAUCAAUAGAAACAUGCUUAUUAGCACCACAGAGAGUUCCCUCAUGCCUCUUCCUGGUCUGUCUCUAUCCCUGUCUCUUUCCAGAAAAAUCAGUUAAAGUCUGUUCCCUCUCCACUCCUAAUGGAUUUUGCCUAUAUCACUUGCUUUAUUCACUCAGCAGUAUGUUGUGGGUCAUUAUAUGCAGAUCUAAAUCUGCCUUCUUUUCUGCCUUAAAAAAAAAUUGCAAUAGUUUGGAAAUAGUCUUACACUAUGGGUGUAUUAGAAUUUAUUUGAUCAUUCCCUUUUCUCUACAUGGACAUUUAGAUUGUGCCAUAUUUUUGUGAUUACAGAAAGUGCUGUAUCCUUGUACAUCCUUGUAUGUAUAUAUACAGUCUCAGGAGUACUUUUGUAGGUAAUACUAAAAAUAAAACUGCUGGGUAAAAGGGUUUUAUGUUUUGAUACAUGCUGCCAAAUCGCCCUCCCAGGAUGAUUGUAUCAGUUUACAUGCCCACCAGUAAUGUAUGAGAGUGUCCUUUUUUUUCUGUGCCCUCUUAACGUUGGAUAUCAUCUUUCUAAAAGUUUUUCAGUACAAUAGAUGAAAAAUGUACCUUGUUAUUUCCUAAUCAGUAAUGAUUAGCCAUUGGAUUUUUUUCCCUUUGUGAAUUGCUUCGUUAUAUAUUUAUGUUGUAUGCCUCUUGUUGGUCAUGUCUUAUAGUAUUUUUUCAAGGAAUGCUUUGUCUUUUAACUUUGCUUUUCAUGUGUUUUGGGCUUCAGAUAUGUUAAUUUUUAUGUGGUCAGACAUGGCUGAUGGGUCUUCAUUGUGAAGGCCUUCCUUAUUCCAAGAAUAUAAAACCACUUGCUAUUCUAAUAGUUUUCCUUUUAAUGAAAUUUAGAAGAAAAAGAUAAAUCAUUGUGAACUGAAGUGCCAGGAAAAAUUUCAAAUGGAGAGUAAGAUUCAAAUUGGCCUUGAAGUCUGAGUUGAAUUUAGAUGAGUAAGCAGAAUGGUAGGCAUAUUUCAGACAGGAGGAACGGAUGGAAUAUGGUCGAACAGUGGUAACAGAACCACUUAGGCUGAGAUGAAGAAUCAUAUAAAACUGUAAGCAUAGACAUACGUGUUCGGAUAGAUUUCUUAGUAAUUAUUUUGGCUAAUCUUUAUGCUUUUCUAAAAUCUACCUCUUGAUGUUACAGUUUUCUGUCAUUUUCAUGGUGACUUGAGUAUUCUUCUUGAGGAGAAUAUGUGGUGAAAUACAGUUGCCUGAAAAGGCAAAAAAUAGUGGUAUUCCAUUGGAAUAAGUUGAACAUUAUAAAUAUUUAUUCAGUCUGGUUUAUUAGAGUUAAAUUAUAAUUGUUUUUACAGUUUGUGCUGUAGUAAUUUACAUCAUUUAGUCACUGUAGUCAACUAUAGUUACCAGAUAGCAAUUUUAUAAAAUGUUGAAGUACCAGUAUAUCCACUAGUUACUUAAUCAGAGUUUUGAGUUAUGAGCUCACCAUUUAAUAUACAAAUUAGUAUGUCGGAAUCUCCAGCUAAUGAAAGUAUUUUAUGAAUGCUGUCCUUGAGACCGAGUAACAGCAUUGUGUUCAGUUUGGUUGUUGCUCAGGAUGUGUAAUAGUUUCUCUUCAGCCAUAAGCCACGCCUGGUAGAUAUUGAGUGGAGAGAUCUUGCACCUCUUCCAGUUACGCAUUUGUGGUUUGUCAUCUGAUUUGGAGCACUUGGAAGAUCACUGUUUUGUGUUCUGCGACCCAAUUGAGAGGAUUAUGUGGAGCUAAGUUUUACCAAUCAGACUGUUCCUUUAAGCAAAGACCAUGCCUUCUUCAUCAUUGUAUCUGCAGUGUCUAGCAAGUGAUGGGUGUGUAGUGGAGGCUCAGUGAAUAUUUGUUGAACUAAGAUCAUCCUUCCUUGUGGGUUAGCAGGCAGUUAUAAGAUUGCAAAAUGGGUCUCCGGAUUCACUUUGUUGUUGACCCACAUGGUUGGUGCUGCAUGGGUUUGAUUGUCUUUGUUUGGUUAUACAAUAUUGUUUUAAUUCCCAAAAUUGUCCUCUUUCCUCACUAUGAAGAAGGACAUAUUCCAGGCAUAUUAAUAAUAAUAUUCUAUGGCAUUGCCAUAUUCUGUUUGGUUGCCUUAGUGAGGGCCUCAAUAACUGAUCCAGGAAGACUCCCUGAGAACCCCAAGAUCCCACAUGGAGAAAGGGAGUUCUGGGAAUUAUGUAAUAAGUGUAAUUUGAUGAGACCAAAGCGUUCCCAUCACUGUAGCCGCUGCGGCCACUGUGUGAGGAGAAUGGAUCAUCACUGUCCAUGGAUUAACAAUUGUGUUGGUGAAGAUAAUCAUUGGCUCUUUCUGCAGUUGUGUUUCUACACUGAACUUCUUACUUGCUACGCACUGAUGUUUUCUUUCUGCCACUAUUACUAUUUUCUUCCACUAAAAAAGCGUAAUUUGGACCUCUUCGUUUUUAGACAUGAAUUGGCCAUAAUGAGACUAGCAGCCUUUAUGGGCAUUACUAUGUUAGUUGGAAUAACUGGACUCUUUUACACUCAACUAAUUGGCAUCAUCACAGAUACAACAUCUAUUGAAAAGAUGUCGAACUGUUGUGAAGAUAUAUCGAGGCCCCGAAAGCCAUGGCAGCAGACCUUCUCAGAAGUUUUUGGCACUCGUUGGAAGAUCCUGUGGUUCAUUCCUUUCAGGCAGAGGCAACCACUGCGAGUUCCCUACCACUUUGCCAAUCAUGUCUAAACAGAUGGAUGGUGGGCACAGAUGGGUCCUCCAUGCUGGAAAUGCGUUACAGGUUUUAUGAUAAUAGAACUAUGACAGUCUUCAAGUCAAUUAAAAUCCACCCACCAAUCUUAGGCAUCAUAAUGUGCCCCAGGCUUUAUUUUAAUAGUGAUCUUGAUCCUGUUGUGGGACUAAUACAAGAUCUAUAUUUAAGUUUUAAAGCAUGUUUACUUUCAAAUUAGCUUUCCACAGGGAUUUCUUGAAAUGCUUUUGUUAUUAAACUCAAAAGGCAGUGAUUAGGAUGAAAUAAUUGUACAUAAUUUAUUUUAGUACUGACAGUGUUACAGAUUCUAAUUUAUGGUAAAUUUCAGAUGUUUAUUUAAAAUUUUCACUUUUAAACAGUAACCAAAUCUAAAUUUAUUCAGGUUUUACAGAAGUUGAUACACCUUCUUAUAGUAUAGGUAAAUUUUCUUUUUCAAAUCCAAUUUAAAAUAACCUUUCCUUUUAAAUGUGCUGCAACAUUUUUAAAAAUGCAGCAGCAUAGGAGUGAACAACAGCAACACAAAACGGGCAUUGGUUUCCUAGGAGUGGCUUGCUUGUGUUUUCUUCUUUUUUCUUCACCAAAACCAACAUAAAAGUACCACUGAAGUAAAACACCAACUACCUACUUUACUAUAAAUGAAAUGUUAAAAUUUUUUUCACAAUAAUUUUUCAGUUUUCACCAUUACUGUUGUAAUUAUUGAUUGUGAUUAAAAUAUUUGCUCCCAGGAGAACUCCUGACCAGUGGGCAUGUAUUCCUAUUUUACCCUAAGAUUUUAAUGAGCAAAAAGGGGAGAGAAUUUGCAAUAACUUCACAAUUACCUUUUCUAGUGCAGUUAUAUUAGAAUGCAUAUGUUUUUAAAAUGCUAGUAUAACUAGAUAAUAUAUAAUGUACAGUAUAAAGAGGAAUAUUGUGCUUUUGAAAAGAGUAUACUUUUUACUUUUAUUUACGUACUAGUAGAUGUAAAAUUUCACAUUGAAGGUUUAUAGAUAUUGGCCAACUCAUAUGGAAAUUUUAUUUAUAGGAAGCUACUACUAAAAAAAGUCACUAACUUUGUGUACCUAUAAUCCCUAAAUUAAAAUUUAAUUUUAAUUGGCUGGCUAUAAUUUGCAUUGAGAGACCUUUUCCUAAUAGCUAGUGUUCGGAAGUGACCCUAAAAUAAGAAAAUAUAAUGAUCUGUGUUUUAUCAUUAGCCUUAUACAAAUGUAAAUUACUAAUAGUGAUGUUCUCUUGCAAGGCAUAGAACAUUUGUAUGAAAAGACAUUUAGUAUGCUUUGAAAAAAACUCAGCUUUUAAUUUUUUUCCAUUGGAAUACUGCAAAACCCAUAUAUCUUUUUAAGAAAUUUAUGUACUCACAGUAUUUCCCUUGAAGAGAAGAUUGAAAAAGUCUACUGUUCAUGAACCAUGCUAAUAUUUUCCUUUUAGCUAGUUUUGAAAAUAAGGAACAAUACCUGGGAAAUAAUUAAGCAGAAGGUUACCAUUGUUUUCCAGUUGGCUAUACUGUGGUUAGUUCUUUCUGAAAUUGUAAAUAUCUUAUAGCAUAUUCUGAAAUAAUAGAGUAAGUUCUUCUCAGAGAUGUUAAUAUCAUGUUUUUCAUGUUCUAAUUAGAAUACUUUAUUACUUACAAACUCAGAAGUGGCAGACGAACAUAUUUAUUGGUACUGAAAAGAGACGUAGUAAAUUAAAUAGAAGAAAUAUAUUUAUAAAGCUUAGUGAAACACGAAAUUAGAAUGUUCAUGUCAGGCAAAUGGGUUUGGAUUUUGUGCAAGCUAAUUUGGCCACAUUUGGCCUGGUGACAGAACUGUCUAUAAGGAAGUAAUAUAUAGAUAAUGUAGGUAGAUAUCAGUUGAAUGCCUUAUAUUGUAUACAUUCCUUUCAAAUAAGGACCUUGAGAAAACAGCAGAGCCAAGUGAAGAUCCCCUAAAGAACUUUGUGGCUAGUUUAUACUUCAUGUAAUAGCAGUAGGUACACUGAAAGGUACUGGGCGGGGUCUCUUUCCACGCUGAUGAUUUGUGUUCUUAUUUUUCCUAGAUUUACCACUUCUAGGGCAUAUUCUUUUCCCUCUUCCUCUUUACCUUUCCUGGUCCUGAUCCCUCUGUACUCAGUUACCCUAAAUUAUUAGACUACAAACUAAUACACUAGAAAAGCAUACACUUAUUUUAUUUCAAUGGCAGAAAUGCUAUCUAUUAGUAUAUUUACAUAAGAAUGUAUAUUAAAGUAUAUGUAUAUAUACUUAUACUGUAACUUUCAGUAUUCCCCAGUUAGCGUACCUAACCCUCCUGUGGGUUUUGUUAAUUCUUGUUAGACUACUAGAGAAAAACCAACUGGCAGUUUGCUAAGCGUAUCUACUGGUGUUCUUUCUGCGCCCUCUUUUGGCUAAUUGAUGUAAUUAUACUGGCUCUAAAGAUUUACUGCCCCAUAAGUAAAUAGUAUAGCCACAUUCUGAACAUAUCAAAACUACAAACUUAGGAGGAGUGUAUGUACAAAAAUGUAAAAUUUUAUGAAAAUGAACAUGUUUUUAUGAUGUUAUUUCUAGUUCAUAAGAAUGUGUUGACUGCUUUGCUUCAUUUGUGUACAUUCCCAUUCUUGCUGUCAAUCAAUCACAAAUUUAUAUCAGAUUAGGAUAAACUAAGCCAUUUUAUGUAUUUUAUUUUAAACCUUAUUUUGGCAGAGUAAUUCCUUAGAAUUGGAAAAGCUGUUACUUUAAAAUUACCAAUUUAUUACAAAACAUAGAAUGUAUUGUAGCUACGAAGACAACCAAGCAUUUACUGUGUUUUAAUGAAUAUCUAAAAAACUACAUUUAGUUUAUUUUACUCAGUUUUGAAAUGAUUUUUUUACUGGCUCUGUUGCUUUAAAAUAACUAAGAGAUUAAUGAUUCUUUGUAUAAUUUUCCUUUUCUUUUCUUUGUUCUUUUUUUUACAUUUCCCAGAGUUAUAUCUAUAGUUUUAGUAACCAAUUUAUUAUGUAUUCUGGAUAACUAUGAAAACAACUAAAGGUGUUGGGCAUUAGAAAAUAAUUGUGAGCAGUAAGAUUACUGAUGUAAUAUGUAUUUUGAACUGAAGUAUUUCUUUAUAAACAUUCUAUUUGAUUUUAAGCAAAAUGUAUGUUAAAGCAUGUUUUUACAUCAGUAAAGUCAUUUGUUGGCCUUCUGGAAAUGAAAGGUUUUUACGUAGAUACUGUAAGUUACACCUCCUUAACAAUCAUAUUUGUCAUUGUUGUUUUCUGCAAACAAAAAUGUUUAUGGGCUUCAUGUAGGCUUAAGAUUGUAGGCAAAAAUGGACUGAGUUCAGGACCCCUCAAGCAGUAGGCAUUCAGUUAUAGAGCAGUUGGUACUUUGUAACCCAGACUUAUAGUUUAAAAAUAUCAAGUUAGCUGAUGCUUCAUUAUAAUAAAAAUACUAUUUUGCUUCAGAGUUGUAUUAAAAAUAUUUGUGCUUAACAUUAGAAAUAGCUGUUUUAAAUUGUAGUUAACAUAUUAACUCUUUUUCAGAAAAAAAGCAUACUUUAUUUUUAAUAAUGAAAUAGAGAACAUAAUACGUAAUGUUCAGUAUAACAGCUGAGUUAAAACAUCUGCCAGAAUUAACAUCAGUGCAUUUUUGCCAAUACAUAGAGCCAUUUUUCUCUAAGUAUGAUGGCUAACGAUAACUAUCUUUUGUUAGACAUUCAAGUCACUCCCAUACAAGUAACUAGUUGGUGAUAUGUUUCACUCCAAAGGGUGUAUGUAUUCUGAAUGCUAAUCAUGAAGACUUAAGUUAGGACAACACUUCAAACCAGGAAGUGUGAACUGAUUUAGAUUAUAGCCACACAAUUUUCUGUGUGUUAGAUCAUGGGGCAGUUUGAGUGUUUUCACACGUAUUGCUAUAAAAUCACAAUGUAUCAAGCUCUGGUUUAAUAUGCCAUUAAUAUUAAUUAACAGAGCUGCUAGUCUCUCUCUGGACUUUUCUCUAGUCUCUGCUUCUCUUGCGCUUCCUGUAUCAAUAGAUUACUUAGCCCAAGUUUACCAAGUUUACUAACCUAUAGUUACUUUAUUGAAUAAGUUUCUGACAUGACCUCUAAUAUACAGAUAUAUCUAGAAUUUAUUUGAUAAAAUUCACACAUACAAACAUUGAAUAGUUUGCUAAUAGAUAAAAAUAUUAGAUUUUCAUACAACUGUACUACUGCUUUAAAAAGUAUAAGUAUUGGUAAGUGUAGCAAAUAAGCCAUGUACAUUUAAUGUGUUCUACUUGCUAGUAUUAACUGUAUAAUUAAUGAAUGUGUUAUUUAAUGCCCAAGUUUGUUAACUUUUAUUCUAGAAAUCAUCCUCUGAAUUUAUCUAUAAAUCACAAAUUUCAUUGUGCUCUAUAUUUAGUCAUUCUCAGUUGAAUUCUAGAAUAUUCCACAGUACAAUGUAAGAAAGUAUUACAACCAACUUGCUUGAACUAUUUUGAACCAAUGUUGUAAUUCUAUAUAUUAAUCAGUAUUUAGCAUUUCUGCUACUUUUGAGGUGAUGAUGGUUUAACUUCAGGAAAGUGACUUUUCUGACUUCUUUUAUUAUCAUUGUGCAAUUUUUAACGACAAAACUUACUACAUCUUUGUCAGUUCUUCAGAUGUUGCAAUACUGCCUGCUAAUUUGAAACAAAAAUAACAAUGGUAUUUAAAAAGUCAUUGAUAUUACUGAUAUUUUCCGUUAUCAUUAUAUUUUUUACUAUUAUUAUGUUCUUUUUGCCUUGUCCACCCUAGAGAAUAGGUAAAAAUGAGUAGUGAGUAUCCAAAAACUUACUAAGAUGGAGAGAAGGCUAGAUGGUACAUGAAUAAUCAGCAUUUCAGCAACAGAGUUGACUGGAGCCAGUUUCUGACAUCAGAAAAUCUCUUUGCUGUAAUCGUUUUAGCCUUUUCUCUUAUUUAUACCAUUUUUAUUGGAAGAGUUGUUAGUGCAUAUAAGCAUUUAGUUUGAAUUAUUUGACUUAAGGAAUUUAUAUUGCUGUUUCUCUUCAGUUGGUCAGAUGCCUUCUAUAAAUAUUUUAGUUUUAAAUAUUAUAAUUGUGUAGAGUAUGAUAACUUGAAGUGUUAAAAAUAAUGUGGAAAAUGCAGCUAUUUAAUGCAGAGGAGAAAUGAAUAGGUUGACCAAAGUUUGAAAAAACUGGCACCUUUUCUGGAAAUCUCUUAUUGCAAAGAAAAGAUACUGAGUGUGUAGAAAAUUUUGUCACCAGAGGAAAAAUAAACAAUAUAUAAGGGCAGCUUUCACUUUAACAUUUGGGAUAUUUUGGAGUUCUUGAUACCUCGAAGGUCUCCAUUUCUAUUGGUAUUUUGAAUAUCUGUAACAUGUAAUGUCGUUCUUAUAACAGUUCAACACUGUUUUUUUGGUAUUGAUAGCUUUAUAUAUAAACAAAGAUGUGGACAAAAUAACUUAACAGAAGUUGUGGGCUUUUUUGUGGCUUUGCCUGCCUGUUUGACUAAAUACAGGGUUUAAUUGUUUGCAGGCUAUUAACUAAAGGGAAAGCUUACCUGUGUAUUGCAAGCUAUAUAUUCUUGCCAGUAUGCAUUAGAUGAUCUUUUAACCUACUGGUGCCUGAAGUUAGUGUUUUACAACCUCAACAACUAUGAAACAUCCUGGUGCUAUUCACUUUAGCAUUGAGUGACAUUUUUAAUUCCUGUACCAAAGAGUUAAUUUUCUUUUUGGUCAACUGAGUUUUCUUCGCACAUCGUUGUGUGUUUAUAAAGUAGAAUUUAAUGUUACUAAGAACAGUUUGAUUAACAGAUCUUAAUUUUUGCAUGCUGCUGUGGCACUUUAAUGGAUUUUAAAUGUUUCUCAUUUGGAUUUUUUUUUAGGUAGGCAUGUAUGGAUUUUAAUUUUGUAUUUUAAUAUAGCUUGGCUACUUUAAAAGGUAAUUUGAUAGGGUGAAAUUACAAAAGAUAAUUGAAGCACUUUUCAUAAGUUGUUUUAUUUCUGCAACAAUGAAUAAAAAAAGAACUCUAAUUUAUAUAAAUGAACUAUAUAGCUUAUUGGGCACUUUAGUGAAUACUGAAACAAAAUACUAAAAUGAAGAGUUAAGGUUCAUUCUCAUUACAAAUCAAGAGUUCAGCGUGUGUGUGUGUGUGUGUGUGUGCGUGUGUAAUCUUUAGUGGCUUUAAAGAAUAAUAUUGCCAUUUGUCUACUUUGCAAAUAAAGAUAACACCUUUUAAAUAUACGUAUGUGUACAUAUGUGUGUGUAGAUAUAUAUUGAGAGAGAUACAGAGAGACAGAGAGAGAGAGAGAGAGAGAGAGAGAGAAAGAGAUGCUUUCCCAAGAGGAAAUGCAUAUGUACCUUGAUUUAAGCAAAACUGAUAACGGAAAAUUGAAGUUAAUGAAAAAAAAGUCUGGAUAUGGUUACUCACUUUACAUAGAAAGUUAGAGUAAGAUUUUUAAAACUAAUUUUGCUUAGUAGUUAAUUUUACAAAAAUGAAGAAAAACACCCUUUAAGUGUACUCGUAAUUUAAAACACCUUUGAAAUGUAAUUAUCCAAAUGUAAUGCUGCUAUGUAUAUUUGGGUUCCAAAUUUUUGCCUUUAAAACUCUCAAAACACUCAGUGUCCUUACAACUGCAGCUAAAAUGGUUAAUCAUUCUGGCAAGAAGGUGACAGUGUGUGUAUUGGAAAAGCAAUCACAUUUGAAAAUAUUUUGCAUUAUUGUUAGCUAAAAUCAACCUCUCCUUGAAUGUAGAUACAAUAUAUGGUUUUGCAGUCAAUUCUGAAUGGAAAAAAAGGAUCAAGUCUGAAAUUUAUGUGAAAUGUGGCUUCAGAUCAUUUGAACGAUAUGUAGAAAUCUAGAUGAACAUAUCAUUAGAGGUGAAAGCAAAAUUUGUUUGAAAGCCUAAGGAGAUGAAGCAACAUUGUCUCUCUCUAAUCUGCCAACAAUAUUCCCUAGAUUGUGUUGCCACUGUAUUGAUUCUGAGUAAUUUGGCUUGUUUAUGCAUGAUUUAAAUGCAUGUGGCUGAAUGCAGUAAUUUUUCAAGUUAUUGAGUAGUAGAGAAUUCACCACUAUUCACCGUCUCCCAGAGAUGAACAUAUAAAAGAAAAAAAUUCUACUUUCAUAUAUGUAAGAAUAAAGCAACUAAAUGAUACAAAAAUAAAAACUUCCACCAGAAUCAGAGAUAUUCCGACAAGUGAAUUGCGAGUCUAACACGGGAGGACAAAGAUGGGCUCUUGCAAGGACAGAGCACACAUGGAUCAUGCUGUAUGAGCUCACUUUGUGUCCCUGGAAUUAGUGUUUUUUUGUGCAUGAUCUAACUGGCAAGUUUAAUGAAUAGCCAAAAUCUGUAUUAUUUUUGAGGCUCCUAAAAUUAUGUGUGAACCCCAAGUUCUGUCUAGUAUUAUAUCCCUAAAAUGCUUUUAAUAGUGGUAUGUUACAAGUGGCAUAAGAAAAUCCUGUUUUUAAAUUUGUCAGGCAUUUUAUUAUUCAGUGCAUAAUAUGUAUAGAUCUGAGUGCUGUUUUCCUUGCAUUGUCUGUUAUUUUUACCUUGUCUUUCCCCUAAGAGAAUUUAAAGAAAAUCUUCACCAACAUUUCUAGUGCUGAUGGUAAAUAGGAAAAUAGUAGUUGAGAGACAUAAGAAUAGAUUGAGAAGAGUGAGUAAAAUGGGUGAAAAUGACAAGUAGGAACCAUGUAGCUGAGAUGUAUUUGUUUAGAUGAAAAGUCGACACUGGUUCUUAAUAUGAAAAUCAAACCAUGUAUCUAACUUAAGAACAAUGUUGUUUUUAAUUUAUUGUAGUGAUUUAGUUUUUUUCACGUAAUAUUUCUAUUUUCUUUGCAGAUUGUUUUUAAUUUAAAUUAUGGAAUUUUUACUUCUCAAAAUGUAUUAAGUACUGUAUUUUUUGAAAUCUUAUUUUUAAAUAAAUAUUUUUUAAAAAC